AUGUCACAAGCGAAAACCGGAACCGUCGGUGCAGGUGGCUCACGGGAUAAAGAGGCCCUUCUAAAAAGCUACCAAAAACGCCUUAAAGAUGAUAUCCGAGCGAUGAUCGACAAUUUCCAGGAAAUCCUGAAAAGCAGUAAAGUUCCUACUGCUGACGAAGAAGGGCAGCGAACGUUACAGGUUCUGAGACAACUUCAAUGUACCGAAGAUCAAUACGAGAUGAGUGUGCGGGCAGCCAAUAUGGUCCGCGCUGGGGAAAAACUCGUCAGAUUGAUCGCUGAUAUUAAGCAGUAUUUGAUCCUUAAUGAUUUUCCCUUCAUCAACGAUGCUAUCCAAGCGUCGGGGCAGAGGUUCUGCAACGUUCAGCAUGAGUGUGAUCAACGCCUGAUGGCCUUAAGAGACGAUAUGGCUGCCGAAUUGUAUGAACUCGAGGAGGAGUACUACUCCUCAGUCUAUAAAAGCCCCCCAACUCCCACAAAUAAGUGA
This is a messenger RNA of Varroa destructor (honeybee mite), 486 nucleotides long. It is a transcript of the gene MED22, whose product is annotated as Mediator complex subunit 22. Gene Ontology annotation, cellular component: mediator complex. Gene Ontology annotation, molecular function: transcription coregulator activity. Lineage: Eukaryota; Metazoa; Arthropoda; Arachnida; Mesostigmata; Varroidae. Gene Ontology annotation, biological process: regulation of transcription by RNA polymerase II. The record is from RefSeq and is a predicted model, not a curated record.